Molecule: messenger RNA, 930 nt
Organism: Triticum turgidum subsp. durum (durum wheat)
Lineage: Eukaryota; Viridiplantae; Streptophyta; Magnoliopsida; Poales; Poaceae
Source: the annotation of a GenBank genome assembly
AUGCCACAUGUGGCACGCCUUUUGGUACUAGUACUCUUUGUGGUUUCUUUAGAUCCCUGGGCAUCAAAGUCGACAGCAUCAAGCUAUCAUGAGUAUCCUAGGAGAUUAGCACAUCACAUACGAAUGCCAUCCUUGAAUAGCAGUUCCAAGGUCACACGCACAGGUUCUGACAGAGCAGAGGCUUCGAUCAAAGGAGUGGAAGAAAUACCACACUAUUGUGCAUAUCAAUCAGGUGAAGCAGCAUAUGCUGGUACUAUAGCGACUAUGGAUGUCUAUGCUUUUCCAAAUUUGAAGAAGGGUCAAUCAAUUUCAGCCCAUAUCUCGGUGGCUGACAGCCAAACAUCGAACCAACUUGUAUCCGGAUGGGAGAUUGAUCCAGAUCUAUAUGGUGAUAGCAAAACACAUUUCUUCGUAUACUGGACGACUGAUAGGAAGAAUGGAUGUUCUAACUUGGAUUGUGACGGCUUUGUACCUGUAAACUUGGCUACUAUUACUCCCGGAGAUACUUUGGAGCCAUCUCGUGGACACAUGAAUAUUACAUUGAAGAUAUUUAAGAGUAAAGAAGAUGGAGAUUGGUGGCUACACUUUGGACAUGAUAUCAAUAAUCUUAGCCCAGUAGGGUAUUGGCCAAAAAGUCUUCUCAAUGGCAUGCAAGACCAUGCCGACGAUAUAGAAUGGGUAGGAAGUACUUUUUCCUUCUCCGGGGAGAUUAGUCCACUGAUGGGCAACGGGCACUGGCCAAGAAGCAAUUCAGCAGCAUCUUUUCGGAAUGUUCAGUAUAUUGAUAGGAAUGGUAAAGGUUAUGAUCCUCCUAUGGGUAGUCUUCAUGCUUUUGAGAGCCACAAACAAUGCUAUCGGACUGGUGUAUUUCAGCUUCAGGUCCAAGGCAACAUGUUCUACUAUGGGGGCCCAGGUGGUUGCACUGGUUAA